AUGGCGGCACCUAAUGACCAGCGCAUUGCUGUCCCUAUAGACGACCCUGAUGCCGACACAGAAUGGAACGACAUUUUGCGGAAGCAGGGCGUGAUUCCCGAGAAGCCACCGAGUCCAACGCCUAUGAUUGAAGAGGCAAUUCUCGAGGGAAGAAGACUUGCGCACGAGAACCGCUUGGAAGGCAAAGAUCUCGACGAACUGGACGAGCUAGAGGAUGACGAAGACGAAGAAUUCCUCGAGCAGUACAGGAAGAAGCGCAUGGCGGAAUUGAGCGAGUUUCAACAAAAGGCAAUGCACGGCAGUGUCUAUCCUUUGUCGAAACCAGACUACCAGCGCGACGUCACCGACGCUUCCAACAACGGCCCGGUGCUGGUCAACAUGACCUCGUCCAUGGGGAACAACGUCGAGUCGCGGGUGCUGUCAGAACUGUGGAGGCAAGCGGCAGAAGAGUAUGGGGACAUCAAAUUCUGUGAGAUACGAGCAAGCCAGGCGAUCGAAGGUUACCCCGACCGCAACUGCCCGACUAUCCUGGUAUACAAGAAUGGGGACAUUGUGAAGCAGGUCGUCACACUAGCCACCAUUGGAGGCGUCAAGACGAACAUGCAAAAGAUCGAUGACAUUCUCGUGGAGGUCGGUGCAGUGCCCGACUCCGAUAUGAGGGUGGUCAAAAGGCGGCGCGCUGCGGAAGACGCAGAGGAAGACAGGUUAGCGGGCAAGAGCAUCAAAACAGGGACUGUGGGUAGGUCCAGGCAGGACGACGACGAUAGCGACUGGGACUAA
Messenger RNA from Emericellopsis cladophorae, 780 nucleotides. RefSeq lists its product as uncharacterized. Gene Ontology annotation, cellular component: cytoplasm. Gene Ontology annotation, biological process: protein folding. NCBI's taxonomy places the organism in Eukaryota, Fungi, Ascomycota, Sordariomycetes, Hypocreales, Bionectriaceae. The record is from RefSeq and is a predicted model, not a curated record. Bases 1 to 780 code for a protein of 259 amino acids. The transcript has 2 exons.